AUGCAGGAGGCACGGAGGGCGCACCUGAACGAGGAGGCCGGUCAGAUCCUCGCAAUGUUUUACCCAAUCCACGAAGACUUCUCACCCACCGAAACCGUCUUUCGCGUCAACAUCUACUGCAACCUACGCGCAUUUCAGCUGAGAGGAAUGUCCCUUGUCCCGGAGCCUGGCACGCCCAUCAUCAUCUCCUUCGCCGAUUACGAUACCGAUGGUGCCACGCAAAGGCAGCAGAAGUCGCAGCAUUUCUAUGCCGGAUUCGUCAUCGAAGACCAUGCCGAGGCUCCCAGCAUUGCUUUCUGUGCUGUUGUUGAAGGACGACCAUUCUGGAAGUUUGGCAAGCAGAAGGUCUCGGUCACGAUUCAGCUCGGAGGGGAGGAUCGAGCAACUAUGCGCCAAUACAACGCAUUUGAAAGCGCAUCGAAAGGCCUUUCGCAGAGGGGUGGUGGCGUUGACUGGGAUCGCUUUCUACUUAACUGUAUGUCCCCCGAUUGGCAUACUCAGCACAACUCAUGGGCCCGCUCCAUGGCAGACUAUCCGGGCCAGAAAGAAGAGUUUUUCCAGCAAGCAGAGAAAGUUUUUGGUCUUGAUUCCAAGCAGAUGGAGUUCACCAAGCAGUUCCUCGAGAACGAUUCUGGUGUGUCAGUCCUCUUUGGAGCUACUGGGAAUGGAAAAAGCUUCACUGUUGCUGUCGCACUCAUGCUCUACCUGACUACAAACAAGAAGUUUCGCAGAGGUCUCAAGGAACUUGGCAACCAUCACCGUAUCCUGGUGACUGCGACAUCAGAUCAGGCCACUGAUGACCUUCUGCGUAUGUGUAUCGAGCUCGACCCUACCCUCGGCAACCAGCAUUUCGUCCGUUUCAAGGGCGGCGGCAAGAUUGGCGCAAACCUUUCGGGCCAGGGCAACGUAAUCGAGAUCGAAGUUGGAGAAGAAGAGAGAAUCAAACGUGAAAACAUCGAGAAUGCGUACUGGCACAUGAUAGAUAUCGAUGCCCGCAGCGGCCAGUCAAAGUUGAGGAGCGAUCUGAAGAAAUUCGACUUUAUCCACGACUUCCACAAGACUAUUGCUAGCUGGAGCCAUGACCAUCCACAAGCUCGGAUCGUCGCUAUCUACAACGCAUUCGUUGGCGGUCUCAUGAAGGAGGAGUACUCAAGAGCACAAAGAGCAAAGUUAUUCAACAAGAAGAAGGAGCUUGAGAGGACUUUGUACAAGGCCUACUUCCAUGAAGUUGAUGCCGUGUUCGUUCCCUUGAUCGGUGCCAGUCACCCGAUUCUGGAAGCCUUCUUUGAGCCGACACUUCUGGUAAUCGACGAUGCCGCCAUAGCUGUGCUCGGCGACCUCUUGACCCCUGUCAUUCCUCAUCUGACCAGCCUUCAGCAUGUCAUCAUAGCUGGGGACCCAGUCCCUGUGGGAGGCAGAGCACUGAACAAAGGACGAAACGAGUUUUUCGACCUGACCGACAAGACCCUGAUGGUGCAACUGUUCUUGGACGAAUAUUGCCAAUCCGACAACUGCAUCACCGAGCUCGAUCAGCAGCACCGCAUGCAGCCUGAGAUCUUCGGACCACUCAACCAAACUUACUACCACGGCAAGGUUCUCGACACAGCAUCAGUCAACGAAAAAGAUGCAGUGAGCAUCACAGCUCAAGAGUACUUCAGAAAGACAUUUGGUGCUGCCUAUGCAAACGGCAAUCGAUUUGGCGUCGACUUCAGCGAUCCUAAGAAUGCUUCAAAAAACUGGAGAGCGUCGAAAUCACCUUGUAACCAUGCAGAGGCCACCGCCAUCGUCGAUAUGGUCCAAGGCCUUCUCAGCCACAAGCCUCCGAUCGGUGGCCGUCAAAUCGAGCCCAGAGAUAUCCUCAUCAAUACCCCUUUCGCCGGUCAGGAAACCGAAAUUCGCGUCCGUCUGAUCAGAAAAGGUAUCAUCGGCACCACUGAUGACAACAAAAUCCGCGUCGCCUCACCCCUCAACGCAAGAGGUCAGGAAGGAAACGUUCAGUUCAUCUCCCUAUGCCUCAACGAUCCUGCAAAGCCCCUGAGUACGGAGUUCAUCGCCGAUAGGGAGAUGUUGAACAUCAUGUUCUCUCGUGCCAAGCACAUGCAGAUUGUCGUGGGUAACUUUCGCCCCUGGACCACUGCUAUCAAGAGUAAGGCUAAGGGAUGGGAGGGUGCUAGUGCCAAGAAGGCACAGCGUUACGAGUUUGUUGAGGUUAUCAAAUCGUUCUGGCCUUGA
This is a messenger RNA of Aureobasidium pullulans EXF-150, 2232 nucleotides long. RefSeq lists its product as uncharacterized. Gene Ontology annotation, molecular function: helicase activity. The coding region runs from base 1 to 2232 and encodes 743 amino acids. Lineage: Eukaryota; Fungi; Ascomycota; Dothideomycetes; Dothideales; Saccotheciaceae. The record is from RefSeq and is a predicted model, not a curated record. The transcript has a single exon.